Cynoglossus semilaevis (tongue sole) is the source of this 3808-nucleotide messenger RNA. It is a transcript of the gene slc1a4, whose product is annotated as solute carrier family 1 member 4. Gene Ontology annotation, cellular component: plasma membrane. Lineage: Eukaryota; Metazoa; Chordata; Actinopteri; Pleuronectiformes; Cynoglossidae. Bases 302 to 1933 code for a protein of 543 amino acids. Gene Ontology annotation, molecular function: L-threonine transmembrane transporter activity; L-aspartate transmembrane transporter activity; L-alanine transmembrane transporter activity. The record is from RefSeq and is a predicted model, not a curated record. The transcript has 8 exons. Gene Ontology annotation, biological process: L-serine transport; L-glutamate transmembrane transport.
ACUGGGGCAAUCCCACAUGCUCUUGCAUCAUUUGCCCCCACUAUAAAGAUUGGAAAUGUGCGCAUGUACCACUACAGUCGUGUGUGUCGUCCCUGUGUUCCUAUUGGCUGCUGCCUCCAGCCUCCGCUGCACCGGCCUCUGAGGGCGCAGAGCCACAGCGCGUGUGCGACAAACGUCAGCGGCUUCACGGAGCAGCAGCAGCAGCAGCAGCAGCAGUUUCAUCUCCACGGUGAAGCCGGUCUCAGCCUCUUCACUCCACACACACCCACACACACCUCCACGCUGCUCCCAACACUCAGACAUGGAGAAAACCAGUGAGAUCAACGGACACACCGUGACCAACUCCACAGCCUCCACGGCGUCCACGGAGCACAUGGUGGAGGAGGAGAAGAGCGCGCAGGAGAAGAUGAGGAGCAGGUGCAUGGAGAAGGCGCUGGACUGCCUGAAGAAGAACCUGCUGGUCAUCAUGACCGUGUCCGGCGUGCUGGUGGGCGUCGGGCUGGGCAUGCUGGUCCGGAACAUGGACCUGACCAAGGCGCAGAUGACUUACUUCGCCUUCCCCGGAGAGAUGCUGCUGAGGAUGCUGAAGAUGAUCAUCCUGCCGCUGGUGGUCUGCAGCCUCAUCUCCGGGGCUGCCAGCUUGGACACCCGCUCCCUGGGCAAACUGGGGGGCAUCGCUGUCGCCUACUUUCUGGUGACCACUCUGAUCGCCUCCAGUAUCGGGGUGGCCCUGGCUUUCAUCAUCAAACCCGGUGUGGGGGCUGGGGGCCUGAACUCCAACAGUCUGGGACUGGAGAGCGUCUCCAGUAACAAAGAACCCGUGGACUCCUUUUUGGACUUGGCCAGGAAUUUAUUUCCUGCUAACCUGGUGGCCGCAGCCUUCCGUUCGUACGCCACGGACUACAAGAUGGUUGCUGUGGGGAACAACAACAACAACUGGACCACCCUCUAUCAAAGGGUUCCCUACGGUACCGAAGGUGACGGCAUGAACAUCCUGGGUCUGGUACUGUUCUCCAUGGUUUUUGGCGUGGCCCUGAAGAAGCUCGGAGCAGAGGGAGAGGAACUCAUUCGCUUCUUCAGCGCUUUCAACGAGGCCACCAUGGUGCUGGUGUCCUGGAUCAUGUGGUACAUACCCUUUGGGAUCAUGUUCCUGGUGGGCAGUAAGAUCGUGGAGAUGGAGGACGUGGUUCUCCUGGUCACUAGUCUGGGGAAGUACAUCUUCGCCUCCAUCCUGGGUCACAUUAUCCACGGGGGCAUCGUCCUGCCUCUCAUCUACUUCGGCUUCACUCGAAAAAAUCCUUUCAGUUUCCUGUCGGGACUCAUCACACCGUUCACCACGGCCUUCGCCACCUGCUCCAGCUCAGCAACUCUUCCGUCCAUGAUGAAAUGCAUUGAAGAGAACAACGGCGUGGACAAACGCAUCAGCCGCUUCAUCCUCCCCAUCGGCGCCACCGUCAACAUGGACGGCGCCGCCAUCUUCCAGUGCAUCGCGGCCAUCUUCAUCGCCCAACUCAACAACGUGGAGCUGAACGCUGGACAGAUCUUCACCGUCCUAGUGACCGCUACAGCGUCCAGUGUCGGAGCGGCAGGAAUCCCCGCAGGAGGAAUCAUCACCAUCGCCAUCAUCCUGGAGGCCAUCGGCCUGCCGACCAACGACCUGUCCCUCAUGUUGGCUGUGGACUGGAUUGUGGAUCGAACCACCACUGUGGUCAACGUGGAGGGCGACGCUCUGGGCGCAGGAAUCCUCCACCACAUCAACCAGAAGGAGAUGAAGAAACAGCAGCAGCUGCAUCAGCAUCUGGAGGAAGAGCUGGCUGAGGUGAGGGUGGAGGCGGUGGCCAACACCCGCGAGGGCCAGGAGACCUCGCCGCUGGUUCUUCAUCAACUAAAGGAGGGGGAAGGCACACCAGAGGAUAUCGAGUCUGUCCUGUGAACUGGGAAAGAUCUAGAUCCUUCUUCCUGGUCCUGUCACCUUUGAUAUUGUCGUUGCCUGGACAAAUGUCUCACUCAGAGUCGAAAAAAAAGCCUAAACUAAUGGUUUUGUUUGUGAGGAUGAAGAAGUGCCAUAGUGACAGCGACGGGGCAUUUGCUGCUACUGUCCACAAGAGGUCACAAUAAGCUAAUUAGGACGUUAACACUAAAAUAGCAUUGAAUUUACAAUUAAAGUAGAGCGCCCCCAUGAUUUAAAUAUGUUUUUAAAUCAUCUUAAACAUUCCCAUAAACCGUUGUUUUGUUUGUGUCCACGGAGAUGCACGUUGUCAACAUGUCGUACAGUUGGAGCAGUUUAAAGUGCAUUUUUUUCCUAACCUUUUUUUUAAUCUAAACCCCCCAAAAAUAUGAAGUAUUUUUGCUAAAUCUGAACGGUCAAAGUAUCCACGACAGGUUGCGCUUAAUUACAUGUUCUGGAAAGAACCGGAAUGUUUGGUGGAGCCAUAACUGUCCUGUAAAAGUUCAACAGCAGUGGGAUCUGUCACGGUCCAUAAAGUUGUUUUCAGUCUGAGCUCAGGCCUCACAGUGAUGUCAAACAUUUAUCCUUCAGGUUGGAGUUUGACUUGUCUUCAAAUCAAGUCCUGCGACCUUGGAACCAGGUCUGUCGACGUGCUGCCCCUUUAACAGACUCGGUCUUGCUAAAAUAGACGACAUGUGCAAUAGUUACAACAAUUAUUGCUACAUUUUCUCAAAAAUACUUUUUGAUACAUCAGUAUUUGGUACUUUGUGUCUCAGUACAAGUUGGUGAGACACAUGAGUGGAACUAAAUUUCAACAAGUCGUUGUCUGUCGGAUCGUCAACGCACCAGUUCAUCCUUGCGACUGUUUUUGCCCCCGUCUGUUUACUGUUUACCAAACCCGACGGUUUAGUAAACACAGGACCAAAUACAUUUUCAAUACACUUACUACAUCUACACGUGCUUAGUCAUUAUGGUCUUGCGGGACCUCCUGUUUAUCACAGUACUCCAAAGCCCUGUUGUUAUCCUGGUGCUCUGCUUCUCAAAAGAGAAUUGUGUUUAAAAAAAAAACCAAAUAACCAAACGGUGAAUCUCACUGUGGUUUCUUAACUCAAAAGUCUAAAAAAAGUCUGCGUGCCAAUAACACCUACACUCUCGAUUUCUAGUCGCUUGCUAAAUUAGCAUUUGUGCACCAGAUAGGCCAUAGGAUUUGUUAGCUUUGUUUUAUUUUGCUAACUAGCUUAAUUACUACAACUAACUUUGGUUCAGCCUUGUCAAAUAAUUUCGUAGUUAACACAAACGUCUCCUUAAAAAAAAAAAAUUACAAUCGUAGUGAUUUAUGCCACUGGCCUUGUUUUCACAUGGUUCUUAAUUUCAGUCCCUCAGUGUCUUGGUCUCAGUCUUGAUACUAUUUUCAAUGGACUUUUUUUAUAUAUUAACAUAAACAUUGACACUAAAUGGAGUUAUUACAAAAAUAUGUGUGUGUAAAAAUGUAAUGCAUUUUUAAUUAUAAUCUGUGAAAAAACUUUAACAAUAAGUUUAUGUUGUCACUAUCUUUCUUUGGAUCCACGUUCUAAGACUUCAGUUUAUUAAAGGGGCCUCUGCUGCCCUCUAGUGGAGAGAGUUAUUAAUGUCAAAAAAGUGGAAAAGGAAACGUGAACGUGGUUGCACCUUGGGGCGUUUGUGUCUCUUAGUUCUUGAAUGCUGUAUUGUAUUUAUUUGAUCAUUAGUUUUCACUGAGUUGAACCUGUGUUGAUGACUUGCUGCUCAUCGUGAUGUGACGACCAGGCUUUAGAUGUUGAUCGUGGUGCAUCUCUCAGAGCUUCAGCUUGAAUGCCUGGACAUUUGCGACAUGAGCCUUUU